AUGGUGAGGCGCGUGAGCGCACUGCACUCCCUGCCGGUCUGCGACCGAAGCUGCAACCUGGACCUGGCCUGCGCCUAUGGCGCCCUGGCCCUGCAGAGCGCGCAGCGGAAGUCGCAGCAGGACUUCACUCACUACCUGGCGGAGGCGCAAGCCAUGCUGCAGAGCGCCUUCUGCGAGAGCGUGGAGGACUGCACGCGAACUCCCCAGCUGGCGUCCCUGUUCCGAACCAUGCUGGACACUUAG
Molecule: messenger RNA, 243 nt
Organism: Effrenium voratum
Lineage: Eukaryota; Dinophyceae; Suessiales; Symbiodiniaceae
Source: the annotation of a GenBank genome assembly